Messenger RNA from Exaiptasia diaphana, 1894 nucleotides. RefSeq names its product G patch domain-containing protein 11. Bases 1221 to 1868 code for a protein of 215 amino acids. The record is from RefSeq and is a predicted model, not a curated record. The transcript is spliced from 6 exons. Lineage: Eukaryota; Metazoa; Cnidaria; Anthozoa; Actiniaria; Aiptasiidae. Gene Ontology annotation, cellular component: kinetochore. Gene Ontology annotation, molecular function: nucleic acid binding.
AAUCUACUGUAGACAACGGCUGAUCACUAACAUCACACAAACUGGAAAAAAAACUAAUGAAAGUAUCGAGAAAGUACCUGCCCGGCAUUUUCAUUUCUAAUAAUUCUUAAAAGAGGUUCAUGCGUGAUCUUCAUUUGCAAACAAGGCUCAUUUCACUUUGCUUUACGCCACUUCUCUCUUCGACUUUUGGAGGAAUCUGACUGUAUGUACUGACACCACUUCAUUGAUCUCAUCGUAAAGGGAUUGUGACAUGGAGUUCCAUGCGUGGAUAACAUUAUUAUUUCUCUACUUAACGAUACCGUGUGUUAAAGCUAUUAACACAGAUUACAGCACACUUGAGGCACUCUGUAUUGCGAUACUUGUUCUUUUUAUCAUUUGGGUGAUUGUUAUUAUCAUUCUUAUCUGUAUAUGCAAGCAGUACAUCAACAAAGCAGCCACUAUAAGUUCAGACGAUGAUUGUUUUGGUGAAAACAGACGGAAAUCAAGUCCACGAGUUGCUCCUGAAAACACGAGCCGUCCUGAAAUGAAGGACAAAGCUUGUCAAACCGAACCUGAAUGAACUUGGUUUAAGCCAUUUUAUUUUAUUAUGUAACUCCAAAGACUUCUUCAGUCUCCUCUACUAACUCUGUUCAGAAGUACACGAAGUAAAAAUACUCUUAAACUGAACUUUCUCAGACAACCCGCACCACUGAUGUUGUUGAAGGUGUAAUUUAGUGUCUUUGUCCAUGGUGUAUCUACAUUGUAAAACUAGGACUAAAAUGCAAAGAUGAUACACAAAAUGACAAAAUAAAAUCCUUUUUUGACUUAUGAGUGAUGCACGGUAAGCGUGUGAAUAAAAAGCUGACAAUAUAGAACUAUGAUAUUGACAAUAAAAAAAUGGAAAUGAAAUUCUGACUUCAUGUUAUGUCUUAACGAUAAACUAUAGCGAUUAUUAUCCCGUGUCUUUGAAUCAGACUUCUCAAGAAUCAAAAACUACAAAGGCCUAUAUCCAUGACAACCACAUAUAAACAAAGCGAAAUAAAAUUCUAGAAAACCGCAUGAUUCGUUCAGGUACACAGCAGGGGUUGGUUACUCGUUAGCAUACGGGUUUAGGUGCACACGUUUGUAUGUUUGUGCAAACGUUUUUUAAUGUCAAGACGCGCGAGCUCGAAAACGUCGACCCAGAUUAUCAUUGUAGAUAGUUGAUAUAUAAGUUUAAUAACAGCAACAAGGGUAAAAAGAUGGACUCGAUUCAUUUGACAGUGUUUGGUAUCCUAUUGACAGCGAGUACAAUAGUGAAGGGUACAUCAAAUACAACAGACCAUUACGCUGAACCUGAAGAGAUUCGUGAUGCAAUACCAAUAGCCAUUACAAUCUUGGUAUUACUAGUCAUUCUACUCCUUAUAUUCCUCGUUAUUCUUCUGUUAUUAUGUAUGAAAUUGUGCAAGAUAGGAUCAAGAGUAAAAGACAUCGAAAGCAACACCGUAAUGACGACGUAUCGUAACGAUACUUGUGAACACUCUGAAGCAGAAACACAUCCUGCUGGAGCAACUCGACACGUCACAUCACCAGACAGAGAAGACGGUCCACCCAACACAACAGACACCCUCCCUGGAAACAGACCGCCUGAUAAUUGUACCGACAGCCCACCAGAGAAUACAACAGGCAGCCCAACUCCAUCGAUUCCCGAAUGUCAGUGCUAUGAAUGCAGAGAGAAAAGCCGUAACACUCCACCUCUUGAAACUGAAGACAGCCGACCUGGAAAUACAGAAUCCACAACGGUUGUCAACGUGUCGUCUUCAAACAACGAUCUAUCAACAACAGAACCGUUAUGUAGAUGUCGGGAAUGUGUAGAAACGGGACUAGUUACCUCAACCUCUCAUCGAUAGGAGAUCUACUGUGAAAUAUCUAGAAC